Messenger RNA from Budorcas taxicolor (takin), 1026 nucleotides. It is a transcript of the gene C7H19orf38, whose product is annotated as chromosome 7 C19orf38 homolog. Bases 145 to 816 code for a protein of 223 amino acids. NCBI's taxonomy places the organism in Eukaryota, Metazoa, Chordata, Mammalia, Artiodactyla, Bovidae. The transcript is spliced from 8 exons. The record is from RefSeq and is a predicted model, not a curated record.
AGCAGCACUCCCUGAGGGCUCUCCAGACUGAAAUCCACGUCCAGCCCAGCACCUCCGAUCACCUGGGGGGGCAGGAGGAGCUGGCAGCAAGCCGUGGGCCACCCUAGCCUCCGCCAGAUUUCCUGACCAAACGCGGGAGGAGAGAUGCUCUGGAUUGUUCUGCUGUUUGCAGCCGGCUCCGUGGCGAUCCCGGCGCCAUCCAUCAUGCUGGUGCCCCCACACCCCAGCAGUCAAGAAGACCCCAUCCACAUCUCGUGCAUGGCCCCCAGGGGCUUCACAGGGGCGAAUUUUACGCUGUACCAAGAUGGGGAGGUGGUGGAGCUCCUGAAAGCCCCCAAGGACCAGCUCAGGGUCAUCUUCAACCUGAGCGGUGGCAGCAGGGAGGUUCGAGGGGGACCGUUCUGCUGCCAGUAUAGUGUGCUUGGUGAGAAUAGGCAACCCCAGCUGUCAAACCUCAGCGAGCCUGUGCACGUCUCCUUCCCAGUGCCCACCUGGAUCCUGGCACUCUCCUUGAGCCUGGCUGGAGUCGCUCUCCUCCUCUUUGGACUGGUGACCAUUGCCCUGAUCAUCAGGAAAGUUAAAGUAAAAAACUUGAACAAGAAACGAGAGCGAGAAUCCUGCUGGGUUAACAUCGCCACCACAGACAUGUCCUUCGACAACUCCUUGUUUACCAUCAUGAAAAUGACUUCAGAAGAAGAUGCAGCCAACCUGGAUGCUCCUUCAGGCUCCACUGAGACACCUGGACCCCGGAAGAGGCCCACCUCCACGUCAUCCUCACCUGAGCCCCCUGAAUUCAGCACAUUCCGGGCCUGUUAGAGGAGCCCCUCUCUCUGUCUGCAUGCCCUCUGUUCAGCCCUCCGCCUGGAGCUGGCCAGGCUGUGCAGGGCCUCAGGUUGCUCCAGCUACUUUGAGGACUUCUGGCUGCUGCUUUCUCAGGGAACUGAACAGAAGGGACAAAGGGGAUCCCUGGCCUUGGGGCCUUCCUCACCGAGAAGCAGGAGUGGGAGAGAGGGGUGAAAGCAUUGA